Messenger RNA from Opisthorchis viverrini, 2648 nucleotides. RefSeq lists its product as hypothetical. The annotation marks the transcript as partial. Lineage: Eukaryota; Metazoa; Platyhelminthes; Trematoda; Opisthorchiida; Opisthorchiidae. Gene Ontology annotation, biological process: tRNA N1-guanine methylation. The transcript is spliced from 10 exons. Gene Ontology annotation, molecular function: tRNA binding. Gene Ontology annotation, cellular component: nucleus. The record is from RefSeq and is a predicted model, not a curated record.
GCGCUUUACGCCAACUCCCGCGGCCGUGUAAAGGCCUACGGGAAGCUCUCUCUUGAGUUCAACACAUCAAGGGGUGUCCGACAUGGUUGUCCUCUUUCACCUUUCCCCUCGAACUUCGUCUUUGAUGCGACCACGGAAGACUCACCACCGGCCUCUAAUGCCUGUGGGGUCGAAAUGCUCCCUGGGUCCCUGCUCACAGACAUCGAGUGCGCAGACGACAUAGCUCUUCUGGGAUCUGACUCCGUGAUAAUGCAAACAAUAUUAAAUAAGCUAAAUAAUUCUGACUCGCGGUUCGGCUUGUGCUUCACACCUGCAAAGAUUAAAGUGCUACUGCGAGAUUGGAUGGGCUCGAACCCUAGGCUCAUGCUUGUGAAUGAACCGAUUGAGAUAGUAGACAAAUUUAUCUGCCUGGGCAUCUGUAUCAGUCCUGGUGGUCUCACGAAAGAUGAAAUUUCCAUCCGGAUUGGGAAGGCCAGAGCAGCUUUUGCGAACCUACGUCACCUGUGGCGUAGGCGUGACAUCAGCUUCUCUGUCAAGGGUCGGGUUUACAAUGAAGAAAAGCGAUCCACAAUGGAUUGUGGUUCGCGUCCAAAUUGCUCGACGGAAUCGAAUCAUAUUCCUCAUAAGUUCCUGUACAGACUUAGCGGGGUCGCUUAUCUCACCAUAGGAGUAGUUAGAAGUCCACCUACGAAUGCCCUACUAUUUGUACUAACCUUGCUGGUUAGAAAAUCUAGACUUACUCCUCACAAGCCAUUCUACUUUCUCCCUGUUUCUGCGUUAGACAACCAGAAUGACGCCAGGCUGUUGCUUCCAUGCUACGCUCGGGUCAAUAGACUCCGUGCAGAUUUGGAAUCAGUCCUGAAGGAACUCCAAUCGGAACAGUAUGCAGAGCUACAGGCCCCCGGAAUAAGGACAAGGAAGAUGCUGCGUAAGCUGGAAGACAAUCAAUUCUAUGUAGAUUACCACCUUUCCCACAGUUUGCUUAUAUUUGCUCACGGAAGCCUAUUGUACAAACUCCCGGCUGUUACCUCUCGGAAGCUUAUAAUUCAGGACAAGGCAAGCUGCAUUGUCCCUGAGGUCUUGCGACCCAAUCCAAACGCGGAUGUUUUGGAUGCUUGCGCUGCUCCGGGAAACAAAACGCUCCAGCUUAUCGAAAUGAUGACUCCACAAGCUACCGUCUUUGCUAUCGACAGAGACCCAACCAGAUUCCGAACUCUGUGUAACAAUCUACAUAGCUCUGGUGUACAGCGGUUAUCUAUCUCUGGUUCACUCAUAGUGGAUAAUCUGCCGGAUCCAGAAACUGCCAGGACAACGAAACUUCCAUGCAGCCAACCACGAGUCGAAGCGAUCUGUCAAGACUUUUUGAGUUUGGAUCCUAUGGAUUUGAAGUUCAGUCGUGUUGAGUCCAUCCUCCUGGAUCCCUCCUGUUCCGGCUCUGGUUUGGUCGCUCGUCAACCAGAGGGAACUGGUCCAGUGCUUUCCUCGGGCUACUCAAACAUGGGUGAGGAUGAUAUGAAGGGCGAGGAUAUUUCCAGGCGUCUUGAGAGACUGUCGAAUCUACAGGCACAACUGCUGAGACAUGCGCUGAGUUUUCAAAACGUCCGACGUGUUGUUUAUUCGACUUGUUCCGUACGUUCGGAGGAGCAGGACGAAGUAUCCACGGAUGUUACCAUGUCUGAAACUACUGGGAUUGAGGAAGGUCCCGAUAACUCUUCCUCCUCGAGACGUCAAAUCAAACGGUUAGAAAGUUACAUCCGACGGAAAGAGACGAGACGGGAAUUACGCAAAGCCUACAAGAACCGACGAAAAGCUAAACGAGCUCUGUCGGAUUAUUUACAAACCGAGAAACCGAAUUCAGAAGGUUCUUCAGAUGUCCCGCGGUCCCGGAAGGCACUGUCACACGCUCCGCGGAUGUCAGAAUCACCCUGUUCAACGAAAAUAGUGAUUGAUUGCGCUCAUGAUCACCUGAUGUCAUUCAAGGACAUUUGCAAAUUGGCCAAUCAGAUUACAAAUUGCUAUGCUUUCAACCGUCGACUGGUCACCCCUGUCCAAUUAUAUGUUACUGGCCUGAAAGCAGACAGUCAAGUUGCGGACCCACCCACAGUACGGCUACGUGACAGACUUGCGUUGGCUGGGUCCGAACACUGGGAUAUUCAUUUGUGUGAUGAAGAUUAUUGGGAAAUGUUUGAUGCGCAGUCCAUUGUCUACCUGUGCGCCGAAUCCCCCGUGCUCCUGCCUGACCAGUUUCUCAGUACGCCACCUCCCACCAACAUGGAAGAGUUAGCCAGACCAAUAUCUUCCGAGGAUGUCUUUGUCAUUGGAGGUUUGGUGGAUCACAACCAUUUUCUGGGACACUGCUAUGAGGGAGCGGUCAAGCGAGGCUACCGAACUGCCCGUCUUCCCAUCGCUGAAUCCGGAAUGGUUUUGAACGGACGUAAAGUGUUGAGCACACUUCAGGUAUUUGAAGCCCUCGCACCGGUCGUGGCUGGUUCAAUGACCUGGUCCGAAAGCCUAAACGCCGCUAUACCUCCACGAAAGAAGUUGCGUUCUCCGGACUGAUGAGAUUUUUCUACUUGCUUAUCUUUCCCAUCCUUAUUACGGACCUGUAUUGUACAGAUAAUAAGAUACACCGUUAUUGUUAACCCUGA